AUGCUGGAUCCUCUUAUUCUCUUGCAUUCUAACACAAAGAAAACCCAAAGAAAGGCAAAUUAAGAAGAAAGGAGGGAAGUUCGUAAGCUUUUUUUCUCUUUCUGUUUCUCAGAAGAAAAGAAAAGGGAUCUAGAUGGGGAAUUGCAUCGGCCAUCAGAAGGCGGUGACGUGGGUGGACGACGAUGAUUGGGAGUCGGCUGAGAGUCCCAUGCAUUGUUCUAGAAAGGAGGAGGCUGGAGAGGUGGUGGGGAAGGAGAAGGGAUUGUUGGAGGGGAAAGGAGGGGUGGGUUCGACGGAAGUGAAGGUGAAGAUUAGCAAGAAGCAGCUGGAGGAGCUGCUGCAAAGAGUUGAGGGCAAAGGGUUGCCAAUCCAACAGGUACUGACAGAUCUAUUGAGCAUGGGUGAGGUUGCUCUUCGAGAACGUGAGCAGCACUGGAGACCGGCCCUGCAAAGUAUACCGGAGAUUCCGGAGUAGAAAGGGAUGGAAGGCUUCAUGAUGCUGUUGCUGCUGUUGAUGGUGAUGAUGAUAAUUUUCUCUUCUUUUUUUUUUCUUUUUUUCCCUCAUUGUGCAUUAUUUUGGAAUUAUGUGGCAUCCUUUUCACCCCAUUUCUCCUUAGAGCAUUAGUUGUAUAUUUUAGGCUGGGUAAUGUAAAUUAUGAAGGAGGAAUGGAUUUCGCAGGAUUUUUUUUUGUUCUCUUUUAUUGGCCUUAUGGCCCUGUUGAUUGUAUUCAUACCUGAGAGUGCAUAUAUUAUCACAUAUAAUUCAUUAGGUCUC
Molecule: messenger RNA, 775 nt
Organism: Elaeis guineensis (African oil palm)
Lineage: Eukaryota; Viridiplantae; Streptophyta; Magnoliopsida; Arecales; Arecaceae
Source: RefSeq, a predicted model, not a curated record